Messenger RNA from Panicum virgatum (switchgrass), 1743 nucleotides. RefSeq names its product indole-2-monooxygenase-like. Lineage: Eukaryota; Viridiplantae; Streptophyta; Magnoliopsida; Poales; Poaceae. Gene Ontology annotation, molecular function: heme binding; monooxygenase activity; oxidoreductase activity, acting on paired donors, with incorporation or reduction of molecular oxygen. The record is from RefSeq and is a predicted model, not a curated record. The coding region runs from base 1 to 1596 and encodes 531 amino acids. The transcript has 3 exons.
AUGCGGCAGGCGGCGGCCGCGGGGCGCACUACUGCAAAAAGGUCGGUCAGCCAUGGCGGCUCAGUGCUCGCCCAGCUCUACGAACACGCAACACCACAGUCCCUAGGCCUCGUCGUCCUCCUCUUCUUCCUUGCCGCCGUGCGCUUGGCGACGCCGCGGUCCAGAGCGGAGAAGCUGCUCAGCAAGCUCCCUACGCCUCCGUUGAGGCUCCCGGUCAUCGGGCACCUCCACCUCGUUGGACCCCUCCCGCACCGCUCCCUCCGCGAGCUCGCCCGGCGGCACGGCCCCGACGUGCUGCUCCUCCGCCUCGGCGCCGUGCCCACGCUCGUCAUCUCCUCCCCACGCGCCGCCAAGGCCAUCCUGCGCACGCACGACAACGUCUUCUUGUCCCGGCCCUUCUCCGCGGUCGCCGACGUCCUCUUCUACGGCACCACCGACGUCGGCUUCGCCCCCUACGGCGAGUACUGGCGCCAGGCCAGGAAGGUGGUCACCACGCACCUCCUCACCGUGCGAAAGGUCCGCUCCGGCCGCGCCGCCCGCGAGCAGGAGGUGCGCCUGGCGCUCGCCAGGGUCAGGGACGCCGCCGCCGCGCGCGCGGCGGUGGACCUGAGCGAGAUCUUCAGCUUCUUCGCCAACGACGUCGUGUGCCAGGCCGUCACGGGCAGGCUCCCCAGGGAGCAAGGCAGGAACGAGCUGUUCCAUGACCUGCUGGUGACGAACAACACCGAGCUCCUGGGGGGGUUCAAUCUGGACGAGUAUUUCCCCAGCUUGGCACGGCUCAACGUGGUGCCCGCGAAGGCCGCCAAGCACAGGAAAAGAUGGGACGACCUUCUGGACGGCCUCAUCGACAAGCACGCGAGCAAGACGGUGAGUGGCGAGCACGAGGAGGAGGACUUCAUCGACGUGCUGCUCUCCGUUCAGCAAGAGUACAGCCUGACCAGAGACAACAUCAAGGCAAUACUGAUGGACAUGUUUGAAGCUGGGACGGACACAACAUCCAUCUCGCUGGACUUCGCCAUGGCUCAGCUGAUACGAAAUCCAAAGGCAAUGGCCAAGCUGCAAGCUGAGGUGAGGAGGUGCGCUAGCCGCAAGGGGAAGCACGAAAUCUUCACAGAAGAUGACCUGAGCACCAUGAGCUACCUGAAGGCGGUGAUGAAAGAGGCGAUGCGGCUGCACCCACCGGCCUCUUUUAUGAUACCCCACUCCUCCAUGGCUGAAUGCGAGGUAGAGGGCUAUACCAUACCCUCCGGGGUACGUGUACUCCUCAACGUGUGGGCCCUAGGCAGGGACCCCGCCUGCUGGGAGAGUGCGGAGGAGUUCAUGCCCGAGCGCUUCUUGGAGGAAGCCAUGGAUGCUGCUUCCGACUUGCAGGGGAACGACUUCCGGUUGUUGCCGUUUGGGUCCGGGCGAAGGAUGUGCCCGGCUGUGAAGUUCGCCACUGCCACGUUCGAAAUCAUUCUAGCCAACCUUAUCUACCACUUCAACUGGGAGCUUCCGCCGGGGACGACAGGCGUCGACAUGACGGAGACAUUUGGGAUUAAUGUGCAUCGUAAAGAGAGGCUUCGUCUUGUCCCGUGCGUGGCUCACGGCGUCUAGAUUUAUACAUGUUUUGUUGCAUCACAUUAUUUCACCCGUUUGCUGAUAAAUCUUGGUUAAUUAGUCUAGUUCAACUGCUUUAUGCACAACAAUAAGUGUGCCUUGUUAGCUUUUAAUGAUUUACAAAGAGGAGUGAUUUUAACUGAA